Dromiciops gliroides (monito del monte) is the source of this 855-nucleotide messenger RNA. RefSeq lists its product as uncharacterized. Lineage: Eukaryota; Metazoa; Chordata; Mammalia; Microbiotheria; Microbiotheriidae. The record is from RefSeq and is a predicted model, not a curated record. Bases 1 to 855 code for a protein of 284 amino acids. The transcript has a single exon.
AUGACUCUAAUUCCGGGUGACCCUGGCAUUUCCAAAGAUAAACCAGUGGAGUCAGAUCAGAUAUGUGGUCGCGCCCUUUCUAACUGCUCCAGUGAGAUCUCUGAGCCCUUUACAAAGGAGGAAGAGGAAAAGGAAAAUUGUAAACAAACUAAAGGAAACUCCUCUGGCUCAUUGGGUUCUUUGAGACAACGCAAGACUUUAUCACACACCUCUGGGAGAAAUAUUGUGAGUAAGAAGCAGUCAAGUUUAAAGAAUGAAACCAAAUUGUUGAAUGUGCCAGACUCCGUUGCUUUAGAAAAUAAGCGGUGUAAAAAAUGGAUUAAUUGUCUCAAGGCAAAAAAUACUACUGCGUCAAACCAACAAGGCACCAAGUCCCCCAAAAAGGUGAAGGAAAUAACGGAGGGAGAAUUGAAUGCCCUACGCUCUUUUUGUGCCAAUAGGAUAAAUUUGAUGUCAAAGCAGAGCAAAAAAAGUAGAACUAAAAAGCUGUCGCGUAAAUCGGGUGUAGAGAAUCCUGCUUCAAAUAAAUCAAGCCUCUUUGUGCCUGUUCAGCCCAUAAACAGGCUCAGUCUUCAAGACCCAAAAGCACAUGUGAGAAAAACGGCAGGAAUUAAAGAGCAUAACUCAGCACAUAGCUCUGACCGUAACAAGAAAACAGACCUUAAACAAGUUGCCUUCCAGACACAGAAAAAGACCUUUCUAGAAUUAACUCGAACAGAAGAGAAAAUGGAAGAAUACAAGUAUAUCAAAGAUAUUCUCAUCCUCAUUGGAGAAAUCCACAGAAACCUUCCCAGAAUUUCAGAUGACCCAGACAAAAUAUGGAAAAGAUUAAAUAUUCAAGGUCAUACUAGAUAG